UUCAGUAGGUCGCUGUGUCAUCAAGAACCCAAGUCUGGGACUGCCUGCUGGCUGCUAACAAGAUCAGCUGCAACAAUGUCUGUGUCUCACAGUUCAAGACUUAACAAGGGGGUAAGGGAGCAGUACAUGAAACUGCCCCAAGGAGGGAUGGUCCAGGUCACCUACGUCUGGAUCGAUGGGACUGGGGAAGGAGUCCGCUGCAAAACCAAGACCCUGGACUAUGAACCAAAGUCUGUUGAAGAGAUCCCAGAAUGGAACUUUGAUGGAUCGAGCACGUUACAAGCAGAAGGAUCAAACAGUGAUAUGUACCUCGUCCCUGUCCACAUGUUCAGAGACCCUUUCUGCCUGGACCCCAACAAGCUGGUCAUGUGUGAAGUUCUGAAAUACAACCGUAAAGCUGCAGAAACCAACUUGCGUCAUACGUGCAAUAAAGUAAUGGACUUGGUUAGAGAUCACCGACCCUGGUUUGGAAUGGAGCAGGAAUACACCCUGCUGGGAAUCAAUGGUCACCCUUAUGGCUGGCCCGAUAAUGGCUUCCCAGGGCCACAAGGUCCCUACUACUGUGGAGUUGGGGCAGACAAAGUCUAUGGACGUGACAUUGUGGAGUGUCACUAUAAGGCUUGUCUCUAUGCUGGCAUCAAGAUCUGUGGUACAAAUGCAGAAGUGAUGCCCUCACAGUGGGAAUUCCAGGUUGGUCCUUGUGAAGGCAUUGACAUGGGCGAUCAUCUGUGGAUGGCUCGGUACAUCCUUCAUCGGGUCUGUGAAGACUUUGGUGUUGUCGCCACUCUUGAUCCAAAACCUAUGACUGGUAACUGGAAUGGGGCUGGAUGUCACACCAACUACAGCACUGAGAACAUGAGGAAUGAAGCUGGAUUAAAGUACAUUGAAGAUGCUAUUGAGAGGCUUGGAAAAAGACAUGACUACCACAUCUGUGUGUAUGAUCCCCGUGGUGGCAAAGACAACCUCCGUCGUCUUACCGGCCAGCAUGAGACCUCUAGUAUCCAUGAAUUUUCUGCAGGUGUUGCCAACCGUGGUGCCAGCAUCCGUAUACCACGCCAAGUUGGGCAGGAAGGCAAGGGGUACUUUGAAGAUCGCCGGCCAGCUGCCAACUGUGACCCAUAUGCUGUUACUGAAGCUAUGAUCAGGACAACCAUUCUGAACGAAACUGGCAAUGAGACCAAAGACUAUGGAAACUGAACUAAGAGCUGGUACUCUUCAGUUCUUCAACCGUGCCUCCAUAUCUUCUGUCUCUUACAUGACUGCCAAAAUUCAAUUUUUGUAACUGUUUUGUCAUCUGUUUCUACACUACUUGAAAUUUUAUUCUCACUGAGAAAUCCUUUCUUUUUAUGAAAGGAAGGGCAUUAAAUCCAUAGACUAUGCAGCCAAAUUAUUUUGGCUCUUGCCUCCGGAAAGGGUUAAUAAAGUUUUUUUUUACUCUCCUGUUGGGUGGGAGCGGAGCGUUUAGCGAGUAGCAAGUUAUAUGGUGCAGCAGUAAAUUCUGUAAGUCUGAUGUGCCUCCCCCAGCUUACCAGGGCCUGAACGGGGAAGUUAAAUUAAAGUUCCUUUUAUUAAAGGAAAAGAAGACCUCCAUUGUGGAAUAACUCUACACCAUAUUUUUUAAAACGUGAUGUGACUUUUUUUCCACUUUAUUGUUGCAAAUGUUGAUUAAAAUAAAAUCUCUACUCCA
Molecule: messenger RNA, 1687 nt
Organism: Pelobates fuscus (common spadefoot toad)
Lineage: Eukaryota; Metazoa; Chordata; Amphibia; Anura; Pelobatidae
Product: glutamine synthetase
Exons: 7
Coding region: 76-1197 (373 amino acids)
Cellular component (GO): cytoplasm
Molecular function (GO): glutamine synthetase activity
Source: RefSeq, a predicted model, not a curated record